Messenger RNA from Heteronotia binoei (common prickly gecko), 3613 nucleotides. RefSeq names its product clathrin light chain B (gene CLTB). The transcript is spliced from 6 exons. Gene Ontology annotation, molecular function: structural molecule activity; clathrin heavy chain binding. Gene Ontology annotation, cellular component: synaptic vesicle membrane; clathrin coat of trans-Golgi network vesicle; postsynaptic endocytic zone cytoplasmic component. The record is from RefSeq and is a predicted model, not a curated record. NCBI's taxonomy places the organism in Eukaryota, Metazoa, Chordata, Lepidosauria, Squamata, Gekkonidae. Bases 173 to 856 code for a protein of 227 amino acids. Gene Ontology annotation, biological process: clathrin-dependent endocytosis; clathrin coat assembly; intracellular protein transport.
UCCUUGCAUUGUCAGGCUCCUCCUGCAGCCGCCGCAGUGACAGCUGAGCCCGGGCUGCCUUUCGCGGAUUGCCCUGCUCGGUGGCGAGUAUAUUUGCAGGCAGGGAAGUUCAGGGCUGUCGGCUGCUCAGCGCCCAUCCCCGAGAAGGAGGGCUUGGUGCAGGGAAACAAACAUGGCUGAUGAUUUCGGGUUCUUCUCCUCCUCGGAGAGCGGAGCAGCCGAGGUCCCGGAGGAGGACCCAGCAGCUGCCUUUCUGGCUCAGCAAGAGAGCGAGAUUGCGGGCAUUGAGAACGACGAAGGCUUCAGCACAGCUGAGGGGGGCUUGGGAGACCCGCAGGCGGCAGAGCAGCCAGUUGAUUUUGAGAGUGCAGGGACCACUGUGAAUGGAGAUGUGUUUCAGGAAUCCAAUGGACCCACAGAUGCCUACGCAGCCAUUGCCCGAGCUGACCGAUUGACACAGGAGCCCGAGAGCAUUCGCAAAUGGCGAGAGGAACAGAAGAAGAGACUGCAAGAGCUGGAUGCUGCUUCAAAAGUGUUAGAGCAGGAAUGGCGUGAAAAAGCCAAGAAAGAUCUGGAGGAGUGGAACUUGCGGCAGAAUGAACAAAUGGAGAGGAACAGGGCCAAUAACAGGAUUGCUGACAAAGCCUUUUACCAGCAGCCAGAUGCCGAUGUGAUUGGCUAUGUGGCCUCAGAGGAAGCCUUUCUGAAAGAAUCCAAGGAAGAGACUCCUGGCACGGAAUGGGAGAAAGUGGCUCAGCUCUGUGACUUCAACCCCAAGAGCAGCAAGCAGUCCAAGGACGUGUCACGCAUGCGAUCUGUGCUGAUCUCCCUCAAACAGACACCUCUGGCCCGCUAGCCUACUGAGGAGGGGCUGGGGCUGGAGUGAGGAUGCAGUUUACUCUUUUGCCAGCAGGUGUAGCUGCAGCACAACAGGCUUAGAGGGCCACUGGCAGGAGACCCAAAGCAUCCCACUCCUGCCCCUUCCCCUCUAUUCCGUUCGCGUCACUCUGGCCUGUACCCCUCCCCUUGAUUUUACUUUGCUUAAAGGGUGCAAUGGUAUCUUUUUACACAUAUUUAUUAACUGUGUGGUUCCUUGGACAGCAGGCCUCGUUGGUCCCUGCACCUGCUGCCUUCAGGAAGAUCACUCCCUCUUUCACAGUGCUGGGAGCAUUCAUCUGCCCCCUUUCCACUGGUCAGAGGCCUGAGCCCCCUUAUCCCAUCCAACGUGGCAGAUACAGUAGAUAAAGUGCAAUUCAUCUUUUUUAUACUUUGCACCAGACCCAGGAGGCAACAGCAAAUCAAAGGCAAGUACCAUUUAGAGGCUGAGUUUAAGGUUGCAAGCAGGAUGCCCGAGUUCAAAUCCUAGCUCUGUUGCUGUUUUCCCCAGUGAUAAUGAUCAUUUUUUCUAACAGAGAGUUGGAACUCGUGUGUCACUUGGUGAUGCCUGGCAGGAAGUAGCUUCUUCAAGGCAAAGGCACACAAAAGGGAGAAAGGCUCAUGAUGAAAACUCUAAACCUGGUGCAAUGAAAUGGCUGACUGGGACAAUUGCUGUAUGAAGUUGUAAAAUAGUGUGUGUGGGGGGAGAGAGAAUAGCCAAGCCAUAUCAGUAAGAUGUACUUCUACUGCAUGCAGCACUAUUUCUCCCUGCAAGAAGAUGGGUCAGAAGGCAAAACCUUAUUUGGACAUAAGUAACAAAAAUGGGGGGGGGGGAAACAUACUGUAGGGAUGGAAUGGGAGUCAAACCAUAACCUAGGAAGAGAUUAUUCUAUAUUUGCUUGAAUGCAGGGAAAUAAUAUGGGGUCAGCUAAGAUGCUUGCUUCCAAAUCUGGAGGACAAUGCUAUAUGUGAGAGACAGGAAGGAUGUUAGAAAUCUUUUAGGCACAUGAGCAAGCUCCAAGCCAAUUCCUGCAUUACCAUCAGCCACAGAAUCAACAUAUCCUGCUCCAGUGCCAUCACUGAGGUACUUUACAACUUUGUUUGGGAAGCAGAUCUCUCCCACCUGAGCUAGUAUGUACUAAUCCCCUCUACUCCUUAUAAUCAGCCCAGCUAAGAAGCAGUUGGAGAAGGGUCUAGAGCUUCAUAAAAGAGAAACUCUGCUAAGUGCUACGUGGUCAGCAGUUGAUUUUUCUAGUAUUUGUUCCUUUCUGUUGCAGAUUUCUGCAGUUAUUCCCCCACUAUCACUUUUAACUGAAGGGGAGUAGCAGAUUCCUGCGGUUUCCCAUUUGGGCAUAUGCUGUGCUGCCAGGGUUUUCUCUCUGGCUCAUUUAAUAAAGGUUCUUUACCUUGAGCAAAUGUAGAGGAGGUAGUCCUACUGAAAGCUUUAAAUCUUGGGAAAAAAAGGAAAAUAAAACAAACAAAAAAAGCACAAUGGCCACAUGUGGCUAUGAGAAAACCUGGGAAGUCUGGGUUAUUUUUGGAAAAUACAGCCUAUCGGAAGGAGCUGAACUGGCGGUAUUUAGUCUUAAUUCUGAUAUAUUUGUGCUGAAGAAUGCAUAGAGCUGGCUUUUCUGAUAACUUAUUCGCAGGCACAUUGUACAGUGCAGGGUCCUCAAGUGUUGGCAUCACCUCAUAUUUUCACAUGGAAGCAUUUGUGAGAAAAUGCUCCAUAGAAAGCCUGGAAGUUGCCCAGCGGUUUCAAGCAUAUUCUCUGAUAAUUUUUGAAUUUCCAGAUUUGGGCUAAGUCAUAGUAGUGCCUCACCAUGUAAAAGAACGUGAUAAAGUACCCCCUGAAGAUUUUACACUGACUGGUCUGGAUCUUUUGCCUUUUUCAUAUUUAUAACAUGCUUAAGUCCUCAUGGGGUUACUUUCUCACAUCAUUUUCCCACACUGAGGCAUCUGAAAGAAAAUGCAGUGUACAUUCCAACAGGGAAGGUGAUUAAAGAUUUAUGACUCUUGGCAACCAGGAGCUGCAUUGGUUCAGAAAUAGACUCCAUGAAAAUGAACAGCCUGGUAGGAUAAGAGGAGACUUGCAGUGUGAGGAUCUAAACAAUGGGGCAGUCCUCAGUGCAUCAUAUCCCAGGACUAGAUCCUACUGGUUUAAAGUAUGCUGAGUUGAGAUUUGACAUUUGAGGCAGUCACACUGUGUUCUCAGCUGGCUGCGGAAAAGAGGCAAAAGUGCAGGAAAACAUGAUCUUGUCAUGGGGUAGGUUUUCUCUGGAUAUUAAUUCUUCAAAAGCUGGUGGGGGGGUCAGAUACACAAAUCACAUGGAAGUGGAGGCUGAGAAGUGCCACACAGUAAGGUAGGGGACAGAAGACGCACUGGCAGCCGCAGCCUCUCCUACAACCUGUUACAGAGCAGUUCCCAGCAUAGACAAGACAGACGGGCUGCCCUCUCUAAGCAAUGAUGGUCCAGCUGGUUGUCACAGCCCAUGCUAAUCAGGCUCUCUCUUCUUCAGCCUUUGCUAUGGGCAAGACACAGGCCCUGCUUGGAGUUACCCCAUUGCCCCUGACAUUCACUGCUCUUCUGUCCUCUGUCACAAAUGCAAGAAGCAGCAGAGGUGGCAUUCAGGGGAAGUGGGAAGCUUUGCCUACGGCUGUCCUGUUUCCCCAUCCCCACCUUCAAGAUCUGUUAAAUCAUCUGUUAUCAAUAAACUGCCCCUACUCCAGCCACAGA